Messenger RNA from Saprolegnia parasitica CBS 223.65, 1364 nucleotides. RefSeq lists its product as hypothetical. The coding region runs from base 138 to 1364 and encodes 408 amino acids. Gene Ontology annotation, molecular function: protein binding. The transcript is spliced from 4 exons. NCBI's taxonomy places the organism in Eukaryota, Oomycota, Saprolegniomycetes, Saprolegniales, Saprolegniaceae. The record is from RefSeq and is a predicted model, not a curated record.
UGGAUCGCGUGGCACCUGUCCCACCGCGUGGCCGCGCGGCCGAAUACUACCAAGUCGGAGACGACGACGACGACGCGCCACGAACGCACAAACCAGCGGCCAUCGACCUGCGCGGGUGCUACGUGCAGGCCAGCGACAUGCGCCGUCUCACGUUGCCGCUGGCGACAAACUACUUUCUGCUCUCGCUGCACUUGGGCGGGAACGGCCUAGGCGACGAGAGCAUGUUGCUGCUCAGCGCGGCCCUAGCCUCCAACGCCGCGCUCCAGACGCUGGUGUUGAGCUACAACGCGAUGACGGCGGUCGGGGCUGUCGCGCUCGCCGAGGCGUUGGCGACGAACGCGGCCUUGACGCACCUCGACGUGGCGCACAACCGCAUUGGCAGCGACGGGCUCCUCGCCUGGCUCAACCUCAAAACCAACUCGACACUGCGCACGCUGCACAUGAGCCACAACCCCGCAAUCCAUGACGCUGGCGGCGUCGACCUUCUUCGCCCGCUGGCAACCGAACCGCUAUCGCUCGCGGACGAGACGCGCCAGAAGCUCCUCCUCAAAAGCAAGAGUCGACCGUACGCGGCGACGCUCGUCGAGGCGCCGGCCAACACGAGUCUUUUCACGCUCACGCUCUCCGAGAUUGGGCUCUCGUUGGCCUCGGCCAGCCGACUUCAGCACGUCUUGGCGUCAACGGCCGUGCUCACGUCGCUCGACGUGUCGAUGAAUAGCUUCUCGCUCGAGAGCAGCAAGGAGCUCGCGCGCGGCGUGGCGGCCAAUGCGUCGUUGACGUACCUCCACGGUGGUGCCAAUGCCCUCGACGAUGUCGUCGGGGAGCUCAUGGCCACCGCGCUGGGCACGCACCCGCGCCUCCGCACCGCGCUUUUUCCAGCGAGCUUCCACGGCCCAACGCCGGCAGCUACCUCGCCAAGACGCUCCUCACAACGCCGAGCCUCGCGCACGUGGACAUCCGGCGGGGUCCUCGAGCCACCGGGAAUUGUCGCGCUCUGCAAAGCCAUUGGGAAGAAUUCUACCUUGCGCGUCCUCGAGCUGACCAGCGUCGGGCUCAAGUCGGACACGGUCGUGCAAGUCCUCGCCACUGCGCUCGAGACCAACGAGACGCUCACCGAGCUCCACUUGGGCUACAACAGCAUCACGCUGCGCGGGUGCAAGCUGCUGCGGGACGCCGUCGCGGCGACGCCGUGCCAGCUUACGCCCGAGUCGCUCAUUUUAGAAGGCAACAGCGGCAGCAAGGCCCGAGGCAGCAACGUGCUAAUCUCAGGCGGAUCGCUCUCUCCAACCAAGCCACCCGUGCACCCCAACACGACGAUUGGCGAGCCGUUGAUCACGUUCACGCGGCCAAGUCAACUCCAUUGA